Messenger RNA from Trichechus manatus latirostris (Florida manatee), 4316 nucleotides. RefSeq names its product zinc finger protein 577-like. Lineage: Eukaryota; Metazoa; Chordata; Mammalia; Sirenia; Trichechidae. Bases 615 to 1880 code for a protein of 421 amino acids. The transcript is spliced from 5 exons. Gene Ontology annotation, biological process: regulation of DNA-templated transcription. The record is from RefSeq and is a predicted model, not a curated record.
ACUCACUUGACUUCUCCCCGCCUGUCUGAGGCUAAACGUGCCUGAAAGUCCGCGAUCAUCUUUGCCCAACCUGGAGAGAGAUCGUGUCAGGCUUCAGCGGUUUGUUUAGCGCUCUUGGCAGAUUUUGUAAACUGGACGCCCAGUGGUUGAGUUGGCCUUGAAAUGGGGCAAAAUAGGUCGUUUUCAAUUGCCUCUCAUGGUCCUGUGCCUUACGAGUAAGAAGUGAGAAGCGCAGCGUCGCCCUCUGUACGGCUGUUGGUUGAUAAAUGGCCGCUCCCGGCACGUAUCCGCGAACCGGCGCGCGUAUAUUACGUAAUAAACGGAGGCCUGACGGCCAGAGUCCGAAUUUCUGGAAAGACGCCAGGUGGCUCUUCUCGACCGCUAUCCCUAAAGCUUCUGUGGGUUCAGUCAGCCGCGGAGGUGUGGCCCUGGGGUGAAGGGCCCAGAGGAAAAGUGUUUAGAGACGUGAGUUCCGGCAUUCGUUUCCAGUCGUCGAGACAGAGGUCGUCUGUCAGUUUCUGGUCUGCAAGAACAAGACAUUUUAAGUGAUGGAGAACUAAGAAGUUCCCGGCUUGGGAGAUCAUUGUUUCUAAAAACAGUCUGACCUGAGAUAUAUGAUCACAACUUUCACAGAGGUCCAGAGAAGACAAGACAGAACACUCCCUAGAGUUAUUAGCUCUUUCUUCAGAACAAAGAAAAUGACCAAGGCCCAGGAAUCUUUAUCAUUCGAGGAUGUGGCCGUGGGCUUCACCUGGGAGGAGUGGCAGUUAUUGGACCCCUCUCAGAAGGACCUGUAUAAGGAGGUGAUGUUGGAGAACUACAACAACCUGGUAUCAGUAGGAUACCCAGCUACCAAACCAAAUCCAGUCUUCAAGUUGGAACAAGGAGAACCACCAUGGAUAGUGGAGGGAGCAAUCCACAGUUGGACCAGUCCAGAAGAAAUUUGGGCGAUUGACCAUAUGCAGUGGCACUCAGAAAACCAAAAUGAGCUUAAAAAUUUGGAAGGAUGUCAGCAAAGUUACGCACUUGGAAAUAAUUCCAAUUUAAGCAAAAAUCUUUUUCCUUUAACACAAAGAGGCAAUACAUUUGACUUGCAUUGUAAAAGUUUGAAGGCUCCUUUAAGUUUUGUUAUCCAGAAUAGAAGAUAUGCAGUAAAGGAUUCUGAUGAGUUUAGUGGUUACAGGAAAUCACCUGUCCACAUGAAGCAUGAUAAAACUUUUUCUGGAAUUAAAUACCAUGGAUAUGUUAAACCCAGUAGUACCAAGUCACAGCUCAAUGAUCAUCAUAAAACAUAUGUAGGAGAGAAAUUGCACGAAUGCAGUGAAUGUGGGAAGACCUUCUCCAGAAAGUCACGGCUCAUGGUACAUCAGAGAACUCAUACAGGAGGGAAACUAUAUGUAUGCAGUGAAUGUGGAAAAGCCUUCACUUGGAAGAGCUGGCUCAAGAGACACCAGCAGUCUCAUACUGGAGAGAAACUCUGUGGAUGCAAUGAGUGUGGGAAAGCCUUUUCCCAGAAGGCAUACCUCAUUGCACAUCAGAGACUCCACACAGGAGAGAAGCCUUAUGAAUGCAGUGAAUGUAGAAGAACCUUCUUUUUUAAAUCAGACCUGACCAAGCAUCAAAGAAUUCACACAGGAGAGAAACCUUAUGAAUGUAGUGAUUGUGAAAAAGCCUUCAGAAGCAAGUCUAAGCUCAUUCAACAUCAGCGAACUCAUAACAGGGAGAGACCGAAUGGAUGUCGUGAAUGUGGCAAAACUUUUGCCCAAAUGUCAGUACUCAUUAAACAUAAGGAAAAACAUAGAAGAGAGAAAGUGAUAAAAUCACUGAAGGUGGGAAAGCCUUCCUCAGGGAAUCCUUUCUACAUGAGUGAACUCAUAUAGGAACAGAACCCUAUGAAUACAGUGCCUGUGGAAAUGUCUUCUCCAGGAACUCAGCCCUUAAAUUGCAGAGAGCCUGUAGGGGGUAGAAAUGUAGUGAUUGUGGAACAGCCUUUUCCAAGAAGUCAGGCCUCAGUAGAUAAUUGGGAAACAUCACAGGGAGUAAACCUUGUAAAUGCAGCGAAUGUGACAGCACCUUCAGUAAUAAAUUACAUCUUAUAUGUUGCAGAUGUCAUGUAGGGGCAAAAACCUUGGAUACCAGAAAUGUGGAAAGGCCUUUAGCAUGAAUCCCUUGUACUUUAUAUGUCAGAGAGCUUAAUUUAGGACAGGAACACUAUGGAUAUAGUGGCUGUGGAUCAGACUUCUAUGAGAAGUUAGACUUACUAAACAUCAGUGAGACCAUAUUGGUUAGAAAUGUAGCUAUUUUCGGGGCCUUUGCCUGGACGCAAGAUCUCAGUUGUUACCAAAUAAUUCUCACAGGUCUGAAUGCUCAGGAAAGCAUGUGAUGGUGUUUUCAGUGAUAAAAUUUACCUCAUUGCAUAUCAUAGAAAAAGAAAGAAAAUCUACAGACAAUAACUAUGGAAAACAUUUUUAGUGUAAUGUGGAAGAACUCAUAGAAAAGAGAAACCCCGAAAGCAAUAAGUGAUGGAAAUUUUAUCACCAGUGUAACUCAUAUGUCACAUUUUUAUAUCUCGAAAUGUGGGAAAGGCUUCUGCAGUUAAUGAAAUAUUCAUGGAAACCAGGAAUUACUUUAUAUAAUGAAAAACUGAAUAUAACGAAUGUGGAAAUAAACUGUAUUAGUUUCUUGUUCACUGCUGUAACAAAUUACCACAAGUUUGGUGGCUUAAAACAAUACGAAUUUAUUAUGUUACAGUUAGGGAGGACAGAAGUCCAAAAUGGGUCUCACUGGGCUAAAGUCUAAAGUUGUUGGCAUGAUGUGUUUCUUUUCAGAGGCAUUAGGAGAGAAUCUCUUUCUUUACCUUUGCUACCUUCUAGAGGUUACCCACAUUCUUUGGCUAAUAUUAGGCCCCCUUCUAUCUUCAAAGUCAGCAAUGACCCAGCAAGUCAUUCCCCACUGUGACACUGACUCUUCUGCCUCCCUCUUCCUCAUUUAAAGACUCUUGUUAUUACAUUGGGCCUGUAGGGAUAAUCUCAGAUAAUUUAUCUGUUUUAAGAUCUUCUGAUUAGCAAUCUUUACUUCAUCAGCUACCUUAAGGCCCCUUGCCAUGUAAUAGUUAUUUUCACAGUAUCUGGGGAUUAGGACAUGGACAUCUUUGGGAGGCCACUAUUCUGGCUGCCACAGUCUAUACUUUGACUUCCAGUGAUUCAUGUCCAUCCCACUUGGAGAAUAUAUUCACAUCCCUAAAACAUAUCUCAACAUCCCCAAAAGUCUCAACCCAUUACAGCUUCAACUGAAAGUCCAAAAUCUCGUCUAAAUCUUAUAAAUUCAAAAGUCUCAAAUCUCUUUUUCCAGGUCAUCUCAGGUUUGUGUGAGACUUUGGGUAUUGAUUCAUCUUGAGGCACAGUUCCUUUCCAUAUGUGAGCUUUUGAAACUUAAGAAAUAAAUUAUAUUGUCCCACAACAGUUAAACUUGCUACCUUAAUUCCUGUUUGCCAUUUAAUGUAAAAUAUUCACAAAUUCCAGAGAUUGGGACGUGGACGUUGUUGGGAGGCUGUUUUCCACUUAAAACAACAACUUCAUUGGAUUUCAGAGAAUUCACAUUGUGAUAAAUCCAUACCUAAUUAUUAAACUUAGGCAUGUUCCUAGAAAAAUAAUGAUCUACAGUAACUAUGGUCCAAAUACGUGAACACUUUGCUAUAAUCAGUGAAUCUUACACUGUCAUUGUUAAGAUAUGGAAUCUUUUUGAAAUUGUCAGCCCUGGAGAAGAAUUAUUGUAAGACUCUCAAAGGAACAUGAGAUAUAUGCUGCUGAAAUUGUUGCAAACAAAUUUAUAUCUAUUCUGGAGUUGCAUAAAUUCCUAAAUUUCCUAAUAAAACCAUAAUUCUAAGAAUGGAGUGAGUGUGCCACAAGACACCUAAAUGCUGGGCAAUAUUUUUCACAGGCAUUUCCAAACUCUUUUUUCUUUAGCAGUAAGCUUUUAAUCUGUAUACUUUAUCACUCUAAACAACUAAAGAAGUUGAUAAAGUAUAUGAGAUUCUCAGAUACCGGGCAAUAAGAAUCUCAGGAUAGCAACCAACCCCUGAGAGAGAAUAAAUGAAGUGGGCCUUAUGAUUUCCCUAGAUUACUUCCUGGAGUGAGUUUCCUGGAGGGAGGGGAAACGCAGACAUAUCCCAUCAGUCUCCCUGAGUUUGGCAGAGUUCUGUGAGGCCAUGGUGACUCAAAUGCUUGAGGCAGAGUACCAUGGAAGUGUGAGAUGCACCCAGGGUGCAAGAGAGAGAGUUCCAGUGGUCUAUAGAGAAUCUAUAUGGAGCCCUGGUG